Molecule: messenger RNA, 2198 nt
Organism: Sardina pilchardus (European sardine)
Lineage: Eukaryota; Metazoa; Chordata; Actinopteri; Clupeiformes; Clupeidae
Gene: leo1
Product: LEO1 homolog, Paf1/RNA polymerase II complex component
Exons: 12
Coding region: 93-2048 (651 amino acids)
Biological process (GO): positive regulation of transcription elongation by RNA polymerase II; transcription elongation by RNA polymerase II
Cellular component (GO): Cdc73/Paf1 complex; nucleus
Molecular function (GO): RNA polymerase II C-terminal domain phosphoserine binding
Source: RefSeq, a predicted model, not a curated record
CCCAUGCGGACCGUCCAAACUUUUCUAGAGACAUACCGGAAGCAGGGACUUUUAAUUUCAAAAUACUUGUUGUCCACGCUUCCUUGAAAAAAAUGGCGGAUAUGGAUGAAUUGUUCGGGAGCGAUGGAGAUAGUGAUAAUGAACAACGAGUAGAGUCUGGCUCGGGGUCAGGAUCAGAUUCCGAGCACGAACGCCCUAGAUCUGUCAGCAAUGGCUCGGGAAGUGAGAGUGAACGUGAACGUGAACGUGAUGAUGACGAUGAUGAAGAAGGCCAAGAUGGUGGGAAGCCCAGUAACAAAGAGCUGUUUGGGGACGACAGCGAAGAUGACCGUGGGAGUCAACACAGUGGCAGUGACAAUCAAUCCGAGAGGUCUGGAAAUCAGUCGGAUGCAAGCAUGCACUCCGAGCAGGAAGACAAUGAGCAGUCGGACGCGGAGCAACACAGUGGGUCGGAGGGUCAUCAUGAUGAGGAUGUCCAGCGUCAUGGGUCAGAUGUAGGCAGCCCGGCAUCAGGGGUAGGGAGCCGCCACUCUGAUAGAGGCAGCCGCCACUCUGAUAGAGGCAGCCGCCACUCUGAUAGAGGCAGUGCAAGCCCCAGGUCAGAGGCCGGAAGGUCAGAGGCCGGAAGCCCACAUUCUGAUGCAGGCAGCCCCCACUCAGACCCAGGAACCCCUCAGUCUGGACUGGGCACCCCACACUCGGACCCAGAGGGCCACUCUGAUGAUGGGAAAUGGGGCAGGGGGAUUAAGAGCGACCAGUCAGAUGAUGAGGAGAAGGCCCAACGCUCGGAUGAAGACCGAGACCACUCCGAUGACGAGGGUCCCGGGAGUCGGCACAAGACAGAGUCUGUGAAGGGCAGCGAUAGUGAGGAUGAUUUCAUUGGACGGAAGAAAAAGAAAAUUGCUUCAGACUCGGAUUCGGAUAGUGAUGCUGGAGGCUCUAAAGGUCCAAAGCCAGCUGCAGAUGACCUGUUUGGGGAGGCCGAUGACAUUUCUUCAGACAGUGAUGCUGAGAAGCCCCCCACGCCUGGACAACCACUGGACAUCGAGGAGGGGAUGGAGGGAGAGCACCCGGAGGAGGAGCCUGUGCCCGAGACCAGGAUCGAGGUGGAGAUCCCCAAAGUCAGCACCGACCUCGGCAGUGACCUGUACUUCGUCAAGCUGCCCAACUUCCUCAGUGUGGAGCCAAGGCCGUUUGAUCCCCAGUACUAUGAAGAUGAGUUUGAAGAUGAGGAGAUGCUGGAUGAGGAGGGUAGGACACGCCUCAAACUGAAGGUGGAAAACACAAUCCGGUGGAGAUCCCGCAAAGAUGAAGAGGGCAAUGAGACUCGAGAGAGCAACGCUCGCAUUGUGAAGUGGUCUGACGGCAGUAUGUCACUCCAUCUGGGAAAUGAGGUGUUUGAUGUCUACAAGGCCCCACUUCAGGGAGACCACAACCAUCUGUUCAUCAGACAGGGCACCGGUCUGCAAGGUCAAGCCGUGUUCAAGACUAAACUGACCUUCAGGCCUCACUCCACAGACAGCGCCACGCACAGGAAGAUGACGCUCUCUCUGGCUGACCGUUGCUCCAAGACGCAGAAGAUCCGCAUCCUGCCCAUGGCCGGCCGUGACCCCGAGUCUCAGAGGAACGAGAUGAUCAAGAAAGAAGAGGAGCGUCUGCGGGCCUCCAUCCGCCGUGAGUCCCAGCAGCGCCGCAUGCGGGAGAAGCAGCACCAGCGCGGCCUGAGCGCCGGCUACCUGGAGCCCGACCGCUACGACGAGGACGAGGAGGGAGAGGAGGCCAUCAGCCUGUCCGCCAUCAAGAGCAAGUACAAGACCGGAGGACUGAGAGAGGAGCGAGCCAGAAUCUACUCGUCCGACAGCGAUGAGGGCUCAGACGAGGACAAGGCACAGCGACUGAUGAAGGCCAAGAAACUGGACAGCGAUGACGAGGGAGAGAACUCAGCCGGCAAAAGGAAAGCAGACGAUGACGAUGACGAGUCCUCCUCCCCCAAGAAGGCAAAGAAAUAUGUCAUCAGUGAUGAAGAGGAAGAGGAUGAUGAUGAGUGAUUUUUCUUUUCACUCAUUUCUUUUUUUUAAUGUUUUUUUUUAUUGUUUUGUCUGUGUGUUUGACAUAGUAUCAUGGCGUGUCCAUUUGUACAUUUUCUAAUGGAACUGUUCAGCCGUAAAGAGGAAUAAAGGCAGUACAGAGUAAACAAA